CACCGUAGCAUCUCCAUGGGCAUUCCCCCACACCUCAUACUCUCAUAGGCAAAGCAAAGCAAAGCCCACACGUUUGAAGGACAAUAACGUCAAUUUUCAUUCUUUAUAUAACAACAUUUAACACUCUUUCCCCUCAUCUUCUCUCUAUCUGUGCAUUCAUUUUCUCUCACUAUCACUCACGCCUUCCCCCUCUCUCUCUAAACUUUGAUUGCCUCUAAUCUUCCUAUCUACUUUUCUGUCUUGAACUCAUUUCACCAAAAAUCUUCUUCUUUUCAGAUCUUCCAGGAAUUUUGGAUAGUGGAGCAACAAAAGGGGGGAGAAUAUCUAAAUAAAAGUUAAAAAAGUGGCGAUUUGUUAAGAAACAGCAUGCGGUGGUUUUGCCUUUCAGUAGAUGUGUUUCGGAAAGUCGUCUCUUUGAACUUAUAUUGCCGUGUAAUUCUGUAAUUUAACCUUUAUAAAUCAUCCCCAUUUUUUUUGACACUCAAUUUUUUUGAAAUUAUUCAUAAUAAAUCAGUGAAUCACCAAAUUAUACUACAUGGGUUCAACCUUUAUCAUUGUUAUACCCUGCUAUGUUCGAAGGAUUAGCUAAUUUUUUUUUCAUUUUGGUGAUUUAAAUAGAAAUAUAAGAUUAGGGUUUUGAUUGGAAGAUAGAAAGAGUAAUUGGGUGUUCCUUUCCUUAAAAGAAAGGGUUGGUUUGUGUUGGGGUGUUGGGAGUAGUUAUGGUGUGCCAAGCAGCAAGUCAGACAAGAUUCCGGGCUUUGAAACAUGAAAAUGGAGUUGCUGGAUUUUCUACCAUCAUAGUUAGAGUCAUUGCUUGCUUUCAACCUCUUUGCGAUUGCCAGGCCGAAUACUUCCGUCACUUGCUCAAGCCAGUCACGUAGAUAGGAUUAUAGUUGUGGGUUUUGGGGGUUUUGGUUCAGCUAGGUUCUUUUUUUUUCCUAAUUCUUCUUGGAUACAAAAUUCAAGCAAUCACAAAGCGAGGCUUUCGAAUCACCCUUUUUGUGGUAUUGUUCUUGUUCAUUAGCUGAAUCUCUAUUAUCGUAUAGUUGAUCGUCAACCCUUAAACAAUUGCCACAACUUGAAUGUGCAGAUAGUUUUUUGCCUUGAUGGGAAAGGACUAUGAGUCCUGGCUACAUCAACGGCAGCACGAUGAGCAGUUUUCUAACGUUGAAUCUCUGAAACUGCCUUUCAAUCCUGGGAUGCAAAACUAUGGCAUUCCUUCUGCAAUUCCUUGUACCGAUGCAGCUCCUAUGAGUGGGCCCUUGCCUUCGUUUGGAUUUCCGGAGCAAUCCAAUUUCAAGACGGGUCAAAUGAAGGAACCACAUGGGUGGUUUUACUGUUUGCCCAGAUUCAGGCAAGGUCUUGUACCCAAUACGACUCAUUACGAUAAGUUUAUGCCAGAAACUACUUUUCUUGGCAAGGUUUCUGCAGCUGCUAAUGAAAAUCGCGAGGAGGAAAAUAUUUCUCCCCCUGAUGUUCGACAUGCUCCAAAGCAAUUCCUUGUUUUUGAUCGGACAGGCAACAAAACAACCUUGGUAUUAAGUUCUAUGAUUGGAACUUCAAACCAGCAGCUCAACUCUUGGAACCAAAAAUCGAUGUGUAACUACAAUGUGAACGGUGAUGAGCAUGGCUAUGGGAGCAGUGGACUCCUUUCAGGACCUAAUCUGACCGAUGAAUUGGAUGGUGAAAACGAGGUUAAUGAGACGCAUGAAGACACAGAAGAUAUCGAUGCUUUACUCUCUUCAGACGAGGAAGCCAAUUACAGUGACGACGGUGAAGAAACAAGCACGGGGCGUUCCCCAAGCUUGACGACUGCUUACGAAAAGCAGGAUUGGUUAGAUGCAAACGAUGACAUGGAUGAAGUAGCGAGUUCUGCCGGACCUUCUAAAAGGCAGAAGCUCUGCAACAGUAGUUAUGACAUUCCCUCCAUCACAUACAGCCGAAGCUCAUUCAACCCCAAGUGCUCCACAGAAGACGAUGCCGAAUCCAGCUGUGCUGGUGCUCAUCCCACAAGGCACAGCAAGGUCUGCUUUUUUUCAGGCAACAAGCGGGAGAGGAAGGAGAAAAUACGUGAGACAGUCAGCCUGUUGCAGACCAUACUUCCGGGCGGAAAUGGCAAAGAUGCAGUUAUGGUUUUGGAUGAAGCAAUAAACUACCUUAAAACUCUGAAAUUAAGAGCCACAUCUUUAGGGAUAGGCCUAUAGAAGAGCUCUAUAUAAGUUGAAAUAUGUCAUUGGUGAAGAUUAUAGUAGCUUUUAGAAUCUCCUCUGUUCUUGGCCUCCUGAAGAAGGGUUAGUUUUACUCUAUAGUGGAUUGAAGAAGUUCCCAAUGAUUCAAAGAUGGACCCUAAAAUCUCCAUAUCAGAGAAAUGCACGCCCCAUAUUGGGUUUUAAGUGGGACCCAUAAGUAAACUUUUGGUGUAUGUCUUUUAUAAGGGGUUAAAAUUAAGAGUAAUUUUCAAAGAGUGGGUCAUAACUUUAAUGGUAGGAAUGGCACGAGGGAGAGUGUAGUAGUUGGUCUUUUGAUGUGGUUCAUCAUUAAUCAUAUUAAAACAAUAUGUUAUUUGGCUAUUUUAUGUAUCUUUUGUUUUGCUUUUAUGUAUGUGUGGGGUAUUAGCACUUGAAUGUUUGGAAUGGGAAGUUAGACCCUUUGGUAAAAUAUGUAUUAUUAUUAAGUGCUUUUGAUUUCUUUGAUGUAAUGGUAUAUGCUAUUAUAGAGUUAUUGUGUGUAUUUAAAAUUAAAGGUACUUUAGUAAAAUGUUAGUUAAAAUCCCCAA
Molecule: messenger RNA, 2776 nt
Organism: Amaranthus tricolor (Joseph's coat)
Lineage: Eukaryota; Viridiplantae; Streptophyta; Magnoliopsida; Caryophyllales; Amaranthaceae
Product: transcription factor bHLH145-like
Exons: 3
Coding region: 1107-2204 (365 amino acids)
Molecular function (GO): protein dimerization activity
Source: RefSeq, a predicted model, not a curated record